Messenger RNA from Suillus subaureus, 621 nucleotides. RefSeq lists its product as uncharacterized. The record is from RefSeq and is a predicted model, not a curated record. The transcript is spliced from 3 exons. Lineage: Eukaryota; Fungi; Basidiomycota; Agaricomycetes; Boletales; Suillaceae. The coding region runs from base 53 to 586 and encodes 177 amino acids.
GGUUUGAAUGUCCAUGUGACCUGUGACCACACCCAAAUAGAUUCGCCCGCGGAUGCUUCGCCGCUUGCAACCAUAUGACAUGCCGCUGCUUCGUGAUUGUGACAACUUGCUUCAGGAUUCGCCUCGCAUAGUGCUAAUGAUGGUAACAAGUGGACUUGGAGACUCUGUGGCCUUAAAGCCUGCCAGAAGAAUGAUCCAGCUGGAUGGGCGAGGAUUGCUACUGCUCAGUACAAGACUGAUGGUGUCGAACGGGCAACAAAUUCCGAGUCAGAGGACGAGGCUAGUACUAAUGCUAUCGGAGUCGAAUCCCCGUUCGAUGAUGCUGGCGAGCAUGAUCUUGAUGCCAGUGACGUGCCAAUGGAUGCACUUCUUGACCAUAUGGCUUCUGGGGGUGAACAUGUCCGUUCUGACCGCCAUAUCAAUGCAGAUGGUGGACUUUCGUGUGCAAACCACUCCAAAGUCUAUGAUGUUGAUUAUGGGCGUGGAAAGCGUAGACGCAUCACAAAUUCGAUGUAUAACAAUUUUUGGUCCCAUUAGUGCACAACCUAUGUUUUUCCUAUGUUUUUUUCCGAAUGUCACAAAUUAGCUUCGUCCCGCCAAAAUUCAUGUGACGGUCACACC